Penicillium olsonii is the source of this 1239-nucleotide messenger RNA. Lineage: Eukaryota; Fungi; Ascomycota; Eurotiomycetes; Eurotiales; Aspergillaceae. The record is from the annotation of a GenBank genome assembly.
AUGGAAUCGACGUUCCGUGAGCGCCGGUCGAUCAAAGAUACGGCUGAGCUCCAGAGGCUCUCAACCAAACCACCCAUAAAUCCUCAUCUCAAACAUGGCGUCCCUAUGCAGAUCCUGCGCUCACUUUUACUGGCAACAUGGUUCAACUGCUGUGUUGUGGUGAUCUGUGCAACGCAGGUAAUUGGCUGCCCGUUAUAUUUCAUCAACAGACGUUAUUAUUAUGCCUAUAUGGCCUAUACAAAACAGUGUUUCGCACUAGCCCUGACCGCCGUCACUGAAUGGAGCUCUCCAACCCUCAUUCGAGUGAGUGGAGAUGCCAGUGUGCGUGGUCAAAUUCAUCUAUCCAAAGAUGGACUGUUACAGACCCGCUUCCCAGAGCGACUCGUCAUGAUUUCGAAUCACCAAGUGUACACCGACUGGGUAUACCUCUGGUGGGUGGCGUACACAAAUUCAAUGCACGGACGGAUCUUCAUUAUACUGAAGGAGUCGUUGAAGUACAUCCCCGUAGUCGGCACCGGGAUGAUGUUCUAUGGCUUCAUCUUCAUGGCUCGCAAGUGGCUGGCAGACAAGCCGAGGCUCCAACAUCGUCUGGAGAAAUUGAAGACCAACUUCACAGGCUCGAAUUCGGCUCGCCCAACGUAUGAUCCCAUGUGGCUUCUGAUCUUUCCUGAGGGAACCAACCUGUCCAUCAAUACCAAGGGGCGCAGUGAUGCGUGGGGCAAAAAGCAGGGUCUGCCUUCAUUCAAACAUGAGAUCCUUCCUCGGUCUACUGGGCUGUUCUUCUGUCUUCAGCAAUUGCGUGGAACCGUCGACUGGGUAUAUGAUUGCACAAUCGCAUAUGAGGGGCCACCGAAGGGAAGCUAUCCGGAUAAAUACUUCACACUCCGUUCCACUUACCUCCAAGGUCGUCCACCAACCUCUGUCAACAUGCAUUGGCGACGAUUCCAGGUCUCCAAAAUUCCCCUGGAAGACCAAAAAGACUUUGAGGCAUGGUUAAUCGAGCGUUGGUCCGAGAAGGACCAGCUCAUGGACGAGUACUUUGAGACAGGCCGCUUCCCCUCGGAGCUGGCAGGUUCAGUCAAGGCUGAUGGCGCAGAAAAGGGCCAACAGAUCGCAGCCGAGGCUGGGUUUGUCGAGUCAUACGCUCGUGUACACCACUGGCGCGAGCUUGGCUUGAUUUUUGUGGUGCUUCUCAGUGUUGCUUGUGUCUGUAAAGUGGUGACUGGCUGGUUACAGUAG